This is a messenger RNA of Mytilinidion resinicola, 1278 nucleotides long. RefSeq names its product OTU-like cysteine protease. The transcript has a single exon. Gene Ontology annotation, biological process: protein deubiquitination. Gene Ontology annotation, molecular function: cysteine-type deubiquitinase activity. NCBI's taxonomy places the organism in Eukaryota, Fungi, Ascomycota, Dothideomycetes, Mytilinidiales, Mytilinidiaceae. The record is from RefSeq and is a predicted model, not a curated record. Bases 85 to 1080 code for a protein of 331 amino acids.
CUUCUCCACCUCCAUUCGAGCUCUUAACUGCAGCCUUGAGUGAUCUGUCUGUUUGGCAAGUAGAUCCCAGGCUGUUGUCACGCCAUGGACCCUCCGGAGACCUUGGAAGCCCUCCAAAUACGCCACCGCAAAGAACAACGCGACCUCCAGGCCCGCAUUACGCAGAAAAAGAAAUCAGCGAGCAAGAAGACGAGGAAGGGCGUAAAUGAUGAGUGUGCCACACUUGAGAGUGAGCUGAAAGAACGUCACUCUCAAGAACUAGCAGCUUUGAAUAGUGAAAAUGGCUUUGCAGCCACAGACGAGGCUCCCGUUGAGGGAGAUCCAGAGGAAGAAGCUCAAAAGGACCCGGAAACAACUACCAACGGCAUAGCGGAAUCACUACAAAAUACAUCCAUAUCCUCUCCCACCUUAGAGUCCGCAGAUUCCCCCGCCUCCAACGAACCGCGAAAGAAGCCAAACCGAGCUAAAGCAAGACUCGCGCGCCGUGCCGCCGAGCAAGACGCCCUCGCUGCCCAAGCUGCCGCUGAAGCAGCUUCUAUGCCGGAUUUGCGAGAGCAAGAACGGAUCAACAUGCGAGGCUAUUUCUCGAAGUACGAAUUGCAGGAAAAGGAGAUUCGGGCUGACGGGCACUGUCUGUACUCAGCUGUUGCUGACCAGAUGGACCAAGCUGGGCUGGGGCUGGAGCCUCGAAUACAACCUACGAUAGCGGAUAAGCAGCUGGAUGGGGUCAGCGAUGCGGAGAAGAAGCUGCCGACAUAUAAGCUUGUGAGGUAUGCUGCUGCGGACUACAUUGAGCAGAAUCCGGACCAGUUUGCUGGAUUUAUGGAAGAGCCUCUUGAGGAGUAUCUGCGUAAAAUACGAGAGACAGGGGAGUGGGGCGGCCAUUUAGAGCUCACUGCUCUAGCGAGACAGUAUGGGAUUCAAAUCAAUGUGCUCCAGGCGAACGGAACCGUGGAGGAGAUAACUCCAGCCGAAGACAGUACUGCUACAGGCGACGACAAGAAAGUGAUUUGGUUAGGGUACUACCAUCACAAUUUUGGAUUGGGCGAGCAUUAUAACUCGCUGCGGAAAGCGGCCUGAAGCUUUUGAUACCAGGCUAUCUCCGCCCUAUACCAGCAUUCGCAGGUCACCGCAACAUCAGUACUUAUGCUUCCAUAUGCUAACCCAAUCGGUGCCUAUCCCAGCUUCGUGCGUUCUCUCCGGCUGCCAGUGCGCUACCCGCUCCAACGCUCUCUCGUUGUCCCUUACUGGCUUCCGAACCACUACAUUCAUAUCCUC